Messenger RNA from Darwinula stevensoni, 372 nucleotides. Lineage: Eukaryota; Metazoa; Arthropoda; Ostracoda; Podocopida; Darwinulidae. The record is from the annotation of a GenBank genome assembly.
AGCUUGAAACAAGCAAGGAAAGAAGCAAAACUAGCUGGGGACACAUCUGGUGUGGAGAUUCGUGGCGAAAUUGAAGAAAAGGAAAGACGAAGAAAUCGUCCCAAGAACUUAGAAGUUGCUGUGUUCAUCCAGGAAGGGUUCCUCUCACUGGUCGAACACAAAGUUCAGGGAGACAUCGAAACCUGGUUAAGGAAUUCACCUCCAAAGUGGACAAUAGAGCAAGCUAAGAAGACAAGUUUUGCUUUCAAAGAUGAAGAUGAUGGAGAUGAAGCUGAAACCUAGAUGAACACCUGAGCUAUCAAUGUGGCAUUUCACAAAUGUUUCUCUACCCUCCUAUGGGAUUGAACUUGACAGGAUGCAUGUGUAUUUGCC